AAGCUCAAAAGGCUUUACCCAAUCAAAUCUUCAUCUCACCCACUAAACUAAUCUCACGCCCUUUUCCUAAGCCCUAUAAAAUACGCAGCUUCGAACGCCUCGGGCAUUCAAAAAAUUUCAAGUUCGCAUUCACAUCCGCGCAUUCAAGUUCGCACUUACAUCCGCGCAUUCAACUCCGCACUCACAUCCACGCGUUGCAAGUGUCGAAGCUGUGCGCGUUAAAAUCGUUUUAAACUUAGAAUCCGUGCCUCAAUUAAACAACCACCGAGCUUCCGAGGUCAGCCCAGAACCGACUUCAACCACAAAGCCUUCGAAGACAGAGGGACCUGACAUAUUUAUCAAUCAGAGAGUAAGUUAGUUUUUAUUCAGUCACUUACCGGAUUCUCCUAAUUCGCUGAUUAAUUAUCGGUUAAUGGGCAAAAUUUACAUCCCAAGAAAAUCGCGACCCCAUCGCCAUCGUCCGAAUCGUCUCCGGGAAUACUUCAGGAGGCAAGUCGUUAUCCUCGAGUGCCUCUGGGCAAUUCUAAGGAUAAGGGCACGUGAGAAUUUGCGCCAGGAACCGGCUCCUGGAUGGGUGCCAUUUUUGGAGAUUCCUCCGCUUAUCCCAGAGGAACGCGACCCACCUUCCCCUUCCCCAUCUUCUCCGUCCCCUGCUCUCUCUAUCUCCUCUCUCCUUAUAUAUAGGACCGCUCCUGAUACCCCUCCGUACUCGCCUAUCCCCGAAGAUCCCGUUGAUCUUCCUUCCCCCUCGUACUCGCCUGUCCCCGAAGAUCCAGUUGAUCUUCCUUCUCCCUCGUAUUCGCCUGUCCCAGAGGAUCUCUCUGAUCCUUCUUCCCCCUUGAGUCCUGCGCCUAGCGUGGAAUUCAUAGAGGAAAUUCCCCCUCCUCCCUCACCAGUGAAUUCCACGUCCAGCGUGGAAUUCCUGGAAGAAGUAAUUUUCCUUUCCGACCAUGAUCCUGAAGAUCCACCUCCCACCGAAUCCACGUUAUUUUAUAAUUAUUACUACUCCUAAAUAGUAAAUUAACGAAACUUACAAAUGCGUCAAUUCUAUCUUCUCCUACACAAAUGUAAUAGAAUUAAGUUUUUAUUUUUUUAUUUAAUACUAUAAAUCCUAGCGAUAAUGCAUAAUACUUAUUUCUUCAAUAACCUUUAAUUAAUUUCUUGUUUUGUUCACUUUUAUAAUUAUGUAUUCUGAUAACUGCUUAAUCGUUUCAUUUAUUAAUAAAUAAUAAUUGUCAAUUUUAAUAAAACACUAUACUUAUAACAAUAGAUAAUAGACACUAACAUUAAUUCUUAAUUAUUUGCAACUCUUGAUAAUUAAUUAUGUUCUAUCUUGUAAUUCUUAAUGUUUUCAAACCUCAAAAAUAAUGUUAAUUUCAUAUUAAACAAUGUACUUAAAUUUUAAUCUUUAGAAUAAUCAUUACCUAAUCGCUUUUAUAUUUUAAAUAAACUAACUGAUUACGUACUCCUGUUUGAGUUGAUAAUGAUCACCUUGUUACACUGGUUUCUUUUUCUAUUAAGUAACAAUAACCGAUUAUGUAUUUAUUUGCUAAUUCUUUUGAACCUUUAUGUAUGUAAAAUUCAAGUAUCAGAAUAUAUGUUAAAUUUUAGUUAAAAAGAAACUCCAAU
Molecule: messenger RNA, 1629 nt
Organism: Solenopsis invicta (red fire ant)
Lineage: Eukaryota; Metazoa; Arthropoda; Insecta; Hymenoptera; Formicidae
Product: leucine-rich repeat extensin-like protein 3
Exons: 1
Coding region: 413-1012 (199 amino acids)
Source: RefSeq, a predicted model, not a curated record